This is a messenger RNA of Aspergillus mulundensis, 1359 nucleotides long. RefSeq lists its product as uncharacterized. The record is from RefSeq and is a predicted model, not a curated record. Bases 1 to 1359 code for a protein of 452 amino acids. The transcript has 2 exons. Lineage: Eukaryota; Fungi; Ascomycota; Eurotiomycetes; Eurotiales; Aspergillaceae.
AUGGGGCACAGGCAUAGCAGACAGCGGCCUGGGCCUGGAGUGAACAGCACAGACACCUCCUGCAACGCUCAAUAUGCCUGCGUGAUCUGCGGCGCCGUGAUACAUCACUGCAGCACCGAGCAGCAACACGAGAUGCUGGCGUCAAGAGACCACUGGCGCAAGGAGAAACUCGGCAUCUUCCGCAGAUCUAUCUCUGUGCCGGCGAGCGAGGUCGAGGGGACAUAUCUUGCUAGUCCCCUCGCGUGGUCGUAUUUGUUUCGGGUCCUGCUGCAGAAUCCAGAAACAGAGGAGUUCACCAUAUCCGGUAUAGCGACCAUCAGAGACGAGCUCAUCGUCCCGAAAGAUCCAGCAACGGCACGCAUCGCGUCCACCGGAGUCAAGCCAGGCCAAGGAGCGACUCUGUUCCGGCCGGUCGAUGUGACUGGCGGCGCUGGGGGCCAUCCGGCCCCUGAGUCUGUGCUCGUGGCACCAUCUUCAUCGCAGUCUUCGUCUGGCUCGACCCGGCAGAUUUUACGGGAGAAAGUGUGCAGCGACAAGCGCGCUCGCGCUGCUAGACGGCGUUCUUGUCCCCGCGGCCACCUGGUCCACGCUGACUGCUGGCUGCUGGUUGACCGGGUAAUCGGGCAUGAUCUAGUCACGGCCAAUGUGCGGCUCUUUGUGGAAACCGUCCGGGACUACUGGAGGAGUCACGGAGGGCCCGGAGAGACAUGGGCUUAUGAACCGGCGCACCACCGCAAAGAUGUCCGGGACUGGGGGAAACGCCACAAGUGCGACGGCUGGAGGACGCCCAAGUUCGGGCCAGACGCGGAGUUCACGCCCAGACCAGGCAGAGAGCGCUGCAUGGAUAACCGCUACCAUCAGCCGCGGAGUCCGGUCCGCAUCCCGGAGAUCCAGGCGCUGGUUGACAGUGUUGUGAAGGAGAACGAGGACACGAAGCGUCGGUCAAUACAUCGUAGUCGGGAUGUACGGGUAUCCGACUCCGCUGCGAAAAUCGAUAUCCCCGUGGAUAUCGCGAUGAUGAUCCUCGACUACAUGUACCAUACCUACGAUUCCGUCGUCGACAUGAUCCGAGACACCCGCAAUCUCCUCGAAGCCUUCUCCUGGACGCUCCCUGAUGCAUACUGGAUUUCGCGGUGUGCGCCGUGGCCGCUUUUCGAGAUUGUUGAUAUACCGCCGGGAGGCGAGAUCGACUGGGUUGCGCUUUGCCUUGGGUUGGAGGAGCUGCUGGUUGAGGAGACUUGGUACUGUAGGAGUGGAUUAAAGCUGCGAGCUACUGUGCUCAGGUCGUUGGAGGCCAUCAGAGUUGAUUUCGUGCGGAGGCUGGAAGGGAAGGCUAGAGCUGCUGUUGUCAAUUCAUAG